AAAGAACAAACGUCACGUAACCAUGCUUUCUUAUUCUCUUUCUUUACAAUGACACUCUUGAACGGGCAUUUACCGAUUUUCCAAGAAAGAUCUAAUUCAAGACCCAUCUCUGCAUCAUUAGAUUCAUCCCAACUUGCUUCAUUCUUGAGUGAACAAGCACGUAUUGAACGCCUUUCAUCUACUCUUCUCAAUAAACACAAUGCCAACCCAUUGCUUUUAGAACCCAUCACCCACGAGUUAUUUGAGGUCUUCAAAGAUCUAGACGAUGUUGAUAUGGAUAACAUACCUACGUCCGAAGACGCACCUAUGCUCUUGUCAGUGGAUCAUUUGGAUAUUCUGGAAGAUUCAGAUACAGAGACAGAGCCUAAAGACUCAGGUCCUAAAGGGAUUGUGUUUGAUUUAUCAGCUUAUCGAGAGAGAAGAAAGGAAUUAUCAGAGUUUAAUAUGAGUGAUUUGAUGGAGAUAGAAGAAGAAGAGCAGGGUAAUUCAAUACCUGUUUCUAAGCAAGUAGAACAGACUAUCGCACCUGUAGAAAACAUGCCAUCAGUACCAGUAGAAGUACCAUCAGUACCAGCUGAAACACAAUCAGCGCCACCACCAGCAGUGCAGCCUUCUGUACAACCAGAGCAACCUUCUGUACAGCCAGAGCAAUCUAAUACUCAACCAGAGCAACCUUCUGUACAGCCAGAGCAGUCUAAUACUCAACCAGUGCAACCUUCUGUACAGCCAGAGCAAUCUAAUACUCAACCAAAACAACCACCCACUUCAUCCACAGAUUCAAUUUGGUACAAACAGGAUCAAUUCAGCACAGAUCUAUCAACAAAAGGCACACCUAUUUACGCAUACCCAACCUCUAUCAUUCCCAUCUUUAGCACACCCGACCAAGUCCAAGAAUCGAAUGUGAUUGUCAGCGACUCUCGCGCUCAAGCCUCCAUGUUCUUCAACACCAAUUUCGACAGAGCCAUUCAAGCACUCAAUUUGCCUACUUCCAUGAUUGACCUCGACUACAAAGAACAAUGGUCGCAUUCAGGCAAAACUUGUUUUGUGUAUCAUUUACUUCAACAGCUAAAAGACCAAGAUUUGUAUCUGGCCAUCAUCACAAAAGACAUCAAUGACGAAGCUGUUUUAUGGGAACUGAUCCGUGCAGAUCUUCGGUUGUGCUGUACACGAUUGAAUUAUGCCUUGGACGAUACAUGGGAUGGCGAAUAUGGUGUGGUUGUCAGGACAAAACCACAGCCCAUGUCAAGAUCCUCACAAGCAGUCGGAGAAUUCAAUGCUUCUGUUGAUAUGGUGUUGUGCUUGGAUGUGCGUAUUGCCCGUAAAAGAGACGUGUUUGAGAAACUCCAUGGUACGCAAGGACAACCACCGCCUAUUGUUUGGAUGAUUGCCUUGGGUUCAGUAGAGAUGAAAGCAUUUGAAUUGCUUAAGAACUAUAGCAUGUCUACUGCUGUCUUCAAGUCAGAAAUAUUCAAGACCUUGUUUACAAAGGAGAAUGAAUGGCCUGAUGUGACAGCCUAUGAAACACUGAACGCUCAAGUGGCUGCUAAUGUUGCUUCAUGGCUAUCCCACAAAACAGAAGAAUACCAAUUUCGAUCGACCAUAGAAUUGCCUCAGUCGUAUCUUCUUGGGUAUUUGCCAGUACAACAGAUACAUAUCUUGGAAGAUGGUGAGAUUGAAGACAUGGAUAUCAGUUCAGAUUCUGAAGAAAUUCAGGCUGAUCCUCGCGAUCUUGUAUUACAAGACUACAUUUAUAAAGACUUGUUACCUCACUAUACGAUUGUCAAACAACCCUCGAAAGAAUUACCCAACAAAGACACACUUAUAUCAGAUAAUGGUCAAUAUGUGUUGAAUAGCAUAGUAGAAGAUUAUAGUAAACAAGUAGAAACCAUAAGACAUUUAUUUGAAAAAACACUUGAAGAUUUACAACACAAAUACAAGGAAAAAGCAAAACUAGCUAUUCCAAAUAUCAAAAAAUAAUAAAGAGCGCUUAUUCGAAGCGAGUACGAGGAAAGACUGUUUGACCAAUAAGACAAGUAACUCUCUUCUUUUCUGGUGUGUAUACUUCAGCAUGCACUGUGUACUUUCCAGGAGGAAUUUCUUUAGGUAAAGAGACUACUUUGGUAAACGUCAAUUCACCUUGAGGAAUAGGGCACUUUUCAUCCACUUCUUGAAUUUUGUCACAGAAAUCAAAUGUCUUUUGAAUCAAUUUGACAACACCAUACUUGACAAUGAUAUCAACAACCGUACCAUUAGGCACAGUUUCGGACAAAUAGCCCUUGAAAUCAAUCUGAAGGUCUUGUCCUUUGACUGGAGGAUCAGGCGAUAAACCAAUAUGGUCAAUACU
Gilbertella persicaria is the source of this 2344-nucleotide messenger RNA. RefSeq lists its product as uncharacterized. The transcript has 3 exons. Lineage: Eukaryota; Fungi; Mucoromycota; Mucoromycetes; Mucorales; Choanephoraceae. Bases 49 to 1977 code for a protein of 642 amino acids. The record is from RefSeq and is a predicted model, not a curated record.